Molecule: messenger RNA, 5191 nt
Organism: Microbotryum saponariae
Lineage: Eukaryota; Fungi; Basidiomycota; Microbotryomycetes; Microbotryales; Microbotryaceae
Source: the annotation of a GenBank genome assembly
AUGGAACCUCGCCGACGGCACUCUCUCCGGUCGGCCCCUCCGACACCGAGUACGAUCGAUGAUCGUUCCUCGGACGGUGACGCUGAUCGAGACGAUGUAUGGUCCCACAACACCGGUGGAGCCGGUACCGGCGACGGUGCCAGUGGUGUUGCGACGGCCCGUGCUGAACGAUUGGUCGUGCGUCGAGUCCGAGGACUUCCAGAAGAAGUGGUCCCAAGCUGACUGACUCUUGUGUCGGCUCUUCAAUGCAGACCCUGCCUGAUCUCGAGGCACGACUCGAGACUGAACGUGCGAUCGCGGAUGGAGCCGAACAGUUCUUGCACAUGCUCGAGACCCAACAAGCACCAUCUUCACCUGCUCCAGGAUCGGAUGGGUCGUCGUCCCCACCACGGCCUUUGGAAGGAUUGGGAGCUGGGCAGGAGGAGUUGAAGGCACAGGUCGAGGCGGAGCUGCUUGCGGCUAGGCAAAGGAUACAGGAGCUGUUGAGCCUGAUCGAGGCGUUUCCACGCGGAGGGGGCGGUGAACAAGGUGUGUUCGGGUGGAUCAGGAGGGGAAGAUGCGGUGUCUCGUCAUGCUUAUAUCUAGACACGCUCACACAGAUACAUCAGCCAUGCCACCUAGUCCGGCGCUCUCUGAACCGUACCCGAACGACGCGUUGCCAUCCUUACCUCGUACGUUUUCAGAUGGGCGCAACCCAACGGGGGUCGUGGAUCAAGCAGCUCACACCGAAACUCUCUCGCAACCCUUCUCACAGCUCAUCAACCAACGGAUAGCUUCUUGCCGACCUUUGAAAUGGUCGUCCAUCUGCUCCAACGCCUCGACGAAACUCAGCAGGUCUCGGACAAGUUGAGGGCGAUGGAUUCGAUCGUCGACGCGCUCAAAUCAGAGGUCAGGGUCAAGUUUGAGCUUAAGAUGGAGGAUUAUCUCGCUACGUGAGUAAUCAAAAAUGAGGAAAGUUGAAGCUAUGUUUAUAUCGACCGCUGGUCUGAUGGGACUUGGAGCAGCAUCAUGGAAGGACUCGGCGAGGAUGCAGGAAAGCACGUUCGCGCAGGCUCGUAUCGGUUACUACGUCAUCUCAUCGUCGAUCAACAUGACGUGUAUCAACUGCAUGCAUGUUUCCUCGAUAUGUUUCUCGUCAAGUGAGUUGUUCCUCCUUCUCUCGUGGAACAUCUGAAACUGCUCGCCCACUGACCUCUUCUGUGCCGUACAGAUCAUUAUCGAGGGACUCGAGAGCAGAAGUCGAAAAGGAGCAAGCUUUACGACUCAUCCGACUUCUGCUAUCCUUACCGGAUACGGACCAACCCGUUCAACCUGCCGUUAUUCGGGCGAUCGUUGCCAUUGCGGAGAACCAGGAAGAGAAAUUGCGGCUCGCGUGUCUCGAGACAUUGGGGGAGCUGCGUGAGUCGGCGUGCAUUGUCGCGGGACGAUUAAAAGAGACGCAUAUAGACCCAUUCGCUAUUACAUCCGCGUGAUCCCCGCAGUCAUUCGAGAUGUAUCACUCCUUGUUGCUGCCGAAGGGUUACCGGUCGUUUUGCAAUCCCUCUCGGAUGGUCCUCACGAUCUCUCCCCCUUCGUCAGCAUGGGUUUGCUCUGGGUCUUGGACAAACCCGACACACGGCAGUACUUUCGGCAGGGAGUCGACCUUGAGGUGCGUGGAGCCCAGAGAGAUUGAUCAGAUGGUGACCCCAUUACCAACCUUGCUGUUCUGGACUUUGUAGAUUCUGUUGGCUGCUUUUACUGAUAUGCCGACCAAAGGCGCCGUGUUUGAAGAGCGUGUGCGAGCGAGCUCAAAGAUGAUUGCAAACACGCUCAAGUCAUGGAGUGGUCAGUGCUACACCUCUUAGGGCGAUCCGAUCUGGCGUUAUGCUGACUUCUUUUGCCUGCUCGUACAGGCGUCAUGUACUUCAACUUGAAUGGGAAGCGGGCUCUGACAUCACUCGUCGCUUCUUUGACGACCCCCUCUGCGUUCAUUCGAGUGAGCAAGACCAGGUUCAUGUCACAGCUAGCGAGGAAAUCUUGUCGCUAAAACAUACUUCGUUCGUAGGACGCAUUGCUCGACAUGCUCUUCAACGUCUUCCACAUCGAAGCUCCCUCCUGGUACACCUCCACCGCCGGAUCCCGGCUCAGUGGCCUUAAGCAAAGUCGGCCCCCAACCAGCAGCGCCAAUCCGACCGACAUCAACGCUCCCCCUCGACAACAAGCCAAUCUAAUCCAACACUACCUCGCCGUCUUGCUCCUCAUCUUCAUCGAUGCCGGACUCAUUGAUGCCCUCGUCUCUGUCGCUGCUGAUCCAAGGGACGCGACGACGACACGCAAAAUUUCACUGCUCAUUUCGGAGAUUCUGGCCCUUUCGAAUCGAGUCCUCCCUUUAUCGCAUGCUGUCCGAGUGCAGUCCCUUCCUCGCUUGUUCAGUCUUGCUUCGUCGUUCGAUACGAGUGAUGAACGCCUAGCAGCCGGGUCAACGCUCCUCGCCGUGGAUCAAUUCAAUCGGGAACAAGCCCGGGUUCGUCAACAUCGGCCCUUAGACGGUGCGGACACGCUCGCGUUCUUGAACUCCGAAGACUCGGUCAAGAAAGUGCAAAAGCGACAAGUCGAAACGACGAACCUCAAAAUGGGCAUGGCGAUCGACGACGCGACCUUUCGUAACCUGUUGUUACUUUCGAGGGUGUUGGAUAGCAAGGAGGAUCAUACGAAGUGGGAUUUGGACACGUUGUUCGAAUUGGUCGAGGGCGCGCUGUUGAGUCCCAAGCGGUUGGACGAGGCAAUGCGAGCGACCAAGUUUAUGAGAAGGUUGUUGAGCUUUUUUCAUCCGUUCUCGUUGAGGUUUUCCGACAUGAAAAAAGACAAGGUUGGUCGAACGGAAUUCUUAUUUUCGGCUUUCACUUUGAAGUGCCUAACAUCUGAGCUCCAUUUUUGCGAGUGCAGGAUUCGGUCAGAUGGACUAGAUUGGGGUGCGCAUUGUUAGAGACGAUGAUGGCCAAUCCCGACGGCGUACGAUAUUUGUCAGAGGACAAGUUCCUACGGCAGAUCGCCGACGCUCUCGGUCAAUUGGAUUCGGUGAGGAUUCUCGAAACUAGUACAGCUUUCCCGGUCGUACGAGACUGAUGAAUGUUCGUUUCGGGAAUUCCUUCACAGGCUACUAGUCCACCCGCAACAGAGCUGCUCUUCUCCAAGAACCGCGUCGAAUCGACCCUCGCAUUCGGCUAUUUCGAGAUGCUCGGUGUGAUGACCAAAUCGAGCGAAGGAACCCAACUGCUCGAAAAAAUGCAUAUCUUUACGUCCUUUUACCGCAUCAGUGAACUUCGAUCGAGAGAAGACCUGUUGCAGCUCAUCCUGGAGAAUGUCGAUUACGCGCGUGAUGGACAUCCACGGGUCUUCCUUUCCAAGGCGCUAACCUCAAGUCAAAAGGUACGUUCCAGGCCCGUUUUGCGUUGAUGCCAUUCCUUUGGCUUACCAGACUAAAAACUGUGGUGAUACCAUACAGCCCGUUCGGAUCUUCGCAACCCAACACCUCGCCAAAUUGAUUCAACGCCAAGGUCCGAUCGCCGAGGAAUGGCAACUGCAACUCUUGCUCACGCAAUUAUACGACCCUUCGACCGAAGUGCGAGAACUCGCCGUGCGCGUGUUGGACCAGGCUUGUCGGGUGCAGCAGACCUUGGAGACGGUCGUGCAGAUGAGACCUUCACUGGAUCAUCUGGGACCGAUGGGUGCUGAUUUGUUGACGAGGUUAGUACCAACUCGGCGCCGUUCUGACAAGAUACUGAUGUGAUCUGAGCGGUAUUCAUAGAUUCCUUUCGACUUCGAUUGGCGUGGGUUACUUGCACGAGAUCGAGUUCAUCGAUCGCGAGCUCGAGGAUUGGUAUGCCGUGAGUUAUAUGCUCCACGCGCCGGAUGCUUUAAAAGCAAAACCACUUACUUGAUCUCGUAAAUGCAUCCACAGGAGCGCAACUUGACCUACGUGAUCGAAUUGGAGCUCUUGAUGGCACAAGCUCUUCGCAUCGACGAACUCCCUUCGUCACUGGGAGCCUCAAACUUCGAUGGCACACCUCCGCCUCACUUCUACGGAGAGCUCGUCAAGACCUCGGAAGGAUGCGCGAUCCUCGAAGACUCGGAUCACUUCUUAAUGUUCGCCGACUACAUUCGCGACCAUGCACUCGAGGACCAAGACCCUGAGAUUCUGCUCAGCCUCAAAGCCGCUCUCUGGGCCGUGGGGCAUAUCGGAUCGACCACGGGCGGACUCGAGUUCUUGGAUGGGGAGCUCGUCAUUCCGAGUAUCGUCGAGAUCGCGGAAGACUCGCCCGUUUACUCGAUGCGAGGUACGGCGUACUUUGUGCUUGGUCUCAUCGCUUCGACUUUGGAAGGCGUCGAGAUGCUUGAGGAAGUGGGAUGGGAAGGCGUGGUGACGUCGCUCGGAGGGGCGACGAGCUUGUGCGUCCCGAUGGAUCUGGCCAACUUUGUUCAUGUGAGUUCGAGUAGCAGAAGUACGAUUUAGAAUCGGCCGGACUGUUGAACCCACUUUUGGUUUUGGUUUCCCUCCCAGACUCCUACUUGGACACCACCGACGGCCUCCUCACCCGAGUCGCUACUCCUGCAAGCCCCAUCAUCACCCUACGAAAUCGAACUGCUUUCCGCACUAUCGAAUCUCUCGAACCACAUCCUCGCUACCAAAGCCUCCAAAACGCUGGCUCGGCUAAAACAAAAGCACCGCUCGCUCUUCUCCGAUCCAGGGAUCUUCUACCGGGCUUUGGAGAUGCUCGCGAACAGCAGCUAUCGCCUCGCGAUACGUCGCUACAUCCUCGACCUCUUUGACAUCCCCAUCGACUCGAUUGGGGUCUUGCGGAUCAUGCAAGCGGGUGAAAAUCUACAACUCGAUGACGCCGCCGGAGGAGACGUCGAUGAAGCGGACGAAGCUGGCAAGCUCACGCCCUCGACUCCAUCGGUGGAGGCCGGGAAACCGAGACGACCUCGAGCAGCGACUCCUAAAAUACACAAAGGCGUCGAAGCGAUUUUGGGCGAGUCGAAAGGGAUGGAUCCAGGCGACGAAUCCGAGUCGGAUGGUGGUGAGGACGUGGGCUCGACGAGUGAUGAAGGCGAUGACGUCGUCGGUGGCGAGGUCGGGGAUGAGAAGAAGAUGAUCCCUUUGCAGGUGUGUGCGCCUUUGUUGAGCGUCAGGGGCUUCUUGAUCAGUUAG